Nicotiana tabacum (common tobacco) is the source of this 1136-nucleotide messenger RNA. RefSeq lists its product as uncharacterized. Gene Ontology annotation, cellular component: RNA polymerase III complex. The record is from RefSeq and is a predicted model, not a curated record. NCBI's taxonomy places the organism in Eukaryota, Viridiplantae, Streptophyta, Magnoliopsida, Solanales, Solanaceae. Gene Ontology annotation, biological process: transcription initiation at RNA polymerase III promoter; DNA-templated transcription.
ACCGAGGAUUUUUUUUCUUAGAAAAGAAAAAUCAAACGAUUUUUAAGAAAAAGAAAAGGGAGAUUCAGUACGAGGUAUAAUUGAAUUCUUAUACCAGUUGAGAGGGUUUCCCGCUUGCCACUUCUUGCAACCUCUUUCUCCGGCAAAUCCACUUAUUUUUUGGUGUACAUCUUACUACAGAAUAAGGAGGCAUGUUUUAUUUGAGUGAAAUAGAACACACACUGAGAUUGCCGCCUCAUCUCCUAAGCCUUCCACUCAAUGAAUCAAUCAGGGGAGAGCUUGAGGGUCUCUUUGUGGAUAAGGUUAUUGCAAAUUUGGGCCUUUGCGUCUCCGUUUAUGAUAUUCGCUCCAUAGAUGGCGGUUUUAUCUAUGCGGGAGAAGGUGCCUCAACAUAUACGGUCAAGUUUAGACUGAUAGUGUUUCGCCCAUUUGUAGGAGAAGUAAUAGUUGCUAAACUCAAAGAGUCCAAUACAGAGGGUUUGCGCUUGUCACUUGGAUUUUUCAAUGACAUUUAUGUGCCCCCACCUCUAAUGCCAUCUCCAUCACGUUCUGAGCCUGAUCCUGAGAACAAGAACCAAGUCAGAUGGAUAUGGCAGUUUGAGGGACAAGAUGAAUAUCCUAUUGAUGGCGUAGAUGAGAUUAGGUUCCAAGUUCAUAGUGUUAGUUAUCCAUCCGUACCUCUUGAGCAAGAAAAAGAUUCAAAGCCAUUCGCACCAAUGGUCAUAAAGGGAUCUCUUGAUGCUGAUGGUUUAGGACCCAUUUCAUGGUGGAUAUAGCAGAAAUUACUGUAAACUCUUUGACGAAGGGGAGCCUUGGAACAACGGUAAAGUUGUCUCUGCAUGACAUAUAUGUUACGGGUUUGAGCCGUGAAAACAUUCACUAAUGCUUGUAUUAGGGUAGGCUGUCUAUAUCACACCCUUUAGGGUGCGGUUGUUCCCCGACCCUGCAUGAAUGCGGGUAGAAUCUUUGACAAUAAACUAUAUAAUUUAUUUUUUGUUGAUAGAGAGAAAAACAGUGACUGUAAUUUUGUCAUCCUUAGAAAGAAGCAAAAUGAGCUCUUUGUGUUACUUCAAAUCUCUUAGUAGGUCCUCAGUACACUCUUUUCAGAAAGGAUGAUUCUGCUACUUAUGUGUUUC